GUUGUCCCGAAUACGGCGCCGCCGGCGGCGCCGGCCGCUCCGCCGGAAUCGCUCCCGGCGGAGCCGCCUGCGCUCGACCCCAAACCGGCGGCGGACCCGGCGCCGAGCAGCGAGGUCGUGACGCCCGAGGUCGUCGCCGCCGACAGCGACAGCGACGACGACCUCGAGCUCGAGGGCCUCAUCGCCUGCCAGGAGACGACGUUCCACGAGGCGCCGCCGCCGCCGCGGUCGCCGAGCCCCGCGGGCCCCGACUACGCGGGCCUCGCGGACCUCAGCCGGGAGCGGCUCGCGUGUCGCGUCGCCGAGGCCGGCGGCGACGGCGCCGCGAUCCGGACGUCCUGGGCCGUCGCCGCGCGGCCGGGCGUCGGCCGCGCCGCCGUGGCCUACACGACGACGGCGCCCUGCGGGCGCACCUUCGGGUCCUGCUGCGCGGACGACGUCCUCGAGUUCCUCGACCUCGCGCCGAAGAAGCGGAGGACGCCGCCGCGCGCCGAGCCGCGGCCGCCGCCGCCGGCGCCCAAGGCGCCCAAGCCGCGGGCCGCCGCGCCCACGCCCGCCGCCCCCCGGCCCGACGACGAGCCCGCGACGUACGACGGCGUCGUCUAUCGGAUGGGCGAGCGCGUCCGCGCGCGCUACAACCGCGGCUCCGUCGCCUACGGCGCGCUGGUCGCGCGCGUCUACCGCGAGGCCGACGGCCCGCUCUACGACCUC
Molecule: messenger RNA, 711 nt
Organism: Aureococcus anophagefferens
Lineage: Eukaryota; Pelagophyceae; Pelagomonadales; Pelagomonadaceae
Exons: 1
Source: RefSeq, a predicted model, not a curated record